ACUCCCUCGGAUUUCAUGUUCAUAAUGAAAUGCCCUGUUGGAGACAAAUAUUCAGAAGGACACCUUGUUCCCUAUGGAAAUCUUGAGAUAAGCCCAUCCUCUUCAGUGUUAAACUAUGGACAGGGAUUGUUUGAAGGGAUGAAAGUAUACAGGAGAGAAGAUGACAGAAUCAUGAUCUUUAGGCCAGAAGAAAAUGCUCGACGCAUGCAAAUGGGAGCAGAGAGACUGUUGAUGCAAGCACCGACGACCGAGCAAUUUAUUGAUGCUGUGAAGAAAACUGCCCUUGCAAACGAGCGUUGGGUGCCUCCCCAUGGGACGGGAACAUUGUACCUCAGGCCUUUGCUAAUGGGAAGUGGAGCUGUUUUGGGUAUUGGACCAGCUCCUGAAUGCACAUUCCUUAUCUUUGCAUCUCCUAUCGGCAACUCUUACAAGAGUGGGAUCGACGCCUUUAACUUGUCUAUCGAGACCAAACUUCAUCGAGCUUCCCCCGGUGGAACUGGAGGUAUCAAAAGCAUUACAAACUAUGCUCCGGUUUUUGAAUCAGUGAAGCGAGCGAAGGCUGCAGGGUUUGAUGAUGUCCUGUUCUUGGAUGAAGAAACUGGAAAGCAUAUUGAAGAGGCUUCUUCGUGUAAUGUUUUCAUCUUGAAGGGUAAUGUCAUUUCAACCCCCGCCAUACUCGGGACAAUUUUGCCUGGAAUUACUAGAAAAAGCAUCUUGGAGAUUGCUCAAGAUUGUGGUUAUGAGGUCGAAGAAGGACGUAUUCCAGUUGAGGAUGUGCUUGCUGCGGAUGAAGUAUUUUGCACAGGAACUGCAGUUGUAGUCACUUCUGUUGCCAGCAUAACCUACAAGGAACAAAGGGUGGAAUAUAAAACAGGAGAGAACACAGUGUGUCACAAACUGCGAACAGCCCUUACAGGAAUUCAAACUGGACUUGUUGAGGACAAGAAGGGAUGGACUGUCCACCUUAAUUGAGCUUCUCAAAACCCCAGAGAAUCCUUCUCUGCAUCAAUUGAUGAAUUGGUUUGUAGCAAUUAAUU
This is a messenger RNA of Populus euphratica (Euphrates poplar), 1037 nucleotides long. Its product is annotated as branched-chain-amino-acid aminotransferase 2, chloroplastic-like. The transcript is spliced from 8 exons. The record is from RefSeq and is a predicted model, not a curated record. Gene Ontology annotation, molecular function: branched-chain-amino-acid:2-oxoglutarate transaminase activity. Gene Ontology annotation, biological process: branched-chain amino acid metabolic process. Bases 16 to 972 code for a protein of 318 amino acids. NCBI's taxonomy places the organism in Eukaryota, Viridiplantae, Streptophyta, Magnoliopsida, Malpighiales, Salicaceae.